Messenger RNA from Ambispora gerdemannii, 498 nucleotides. The record is from the annotation of a GenBank genome assembly. Lineage: Eukaryota; Fungi; Glomeromycota; Glomeromycetes; Archaeosporales; Ambisporaceae.
AUGGGAGGAUCUAUGUCAAUAACAAAUGAGACGAAUGUUUCGCUCAACAUUGCUCUAAAACAAAUGACUCCACUUUACUAUCAAAAUGACGUUAAACCAGGUGAAACAAUGUACAGAUCCACAGGGGCCGUUCAUUUUACAAUCGAGGCAAAUAUCGAUUACGCAAGGAGGCAUCAAUAUUCAAAAAUGCGAAAAUUUGUUCCAAUUACUCUACUUUCUUUGGGUUCAUUACUUACUUUGGGUUCAUUACUCGCUGUCGCAAAUGUUGGAAUGCCGGUGUGGUUUAUUAAGGUUCUCAUGGCUUUAGGGCAGAUAUCAGUUGGUGGUGGAAUGGCUUAUAGAGAGCUGAGUAAGAAUGCAUCGCUAUCAAGUCAUGGUUGGUACGCAGGAUAUAAUCAUAGAUUGGCAAUUAGAGGUGGUCCCAAGGUGGUGGAGAUAAAUGGAUGUAGAUUUAUCUCCUCAGAUGUUGUAGAACCUUUGACAAUUGUCAAAAUUUAA